AUGGUGGGCAUUCCUUGUAUCAUCAUUCCUAUCCUCCUUUGGAUCUACAAAAAAUUCCUGGAGCCAUAUGUAUAUCAUCUAAUCUCACCUUUUGUUAAUUGUCUGUGGUCUAAAAAGGGUCUAAAAGAAAGCUCUAUUGAGAAAAAAGACAAAAGAGACUAUAAGAUUGCAGAAACAAAUGGAAUCUCUACACCAGAACCAACAGAAAGCUGCAACAAAAAGACAGAUUAAAACUAUUUGUACAAAGGAUGUCUUUGCUUUAAAAAUGGAACUGAUGAAAUGGAGCAACUACUCUGAUAUUGUC
Messenger RNA from Dromiciops gliroides (monito del monte), 304 nucleotides. RefSeq names its product UPF0729 protein C18orf32 homolog. Gene Ontology annotation, biological process: positive regulation of canonical NF-kappaB signal transduction. The transcript has a single exon. Bases 1 to 231 code for a protein of 76 amino acids. Lineage: Eukaryota; Metazoa; Chordata; Mammalia; Microbiotheria; Microbiotheriidae. The record is from RefSeq and is a predicted model, not a curated record.